Messenger RNA from Vitis riparia (riverbank grape), 782 nucleotides. RefSeq names its product PRA1 family protein E-like. The transcript has a single exon. The record is from RefSeq and is a predicted model, not a curated record. Gene Ontology annotation, cellular component: endoplasmic reticulum; Golgi apparatus. Lineage: Eukaryota; Viridiplantae; Streptophyta; Magnoliopsida; Vitales; Vitaceae. Bases 83 to 658 code for a protein of 191 amino acids. Gene Ontology annotation, biological process: vesicle-mediated transport.
CACCGAUCCGAAUUCAGCAACUCGUUGGUCCACGCAGUGAAGUUCACGGCAUUGUGUCUCGGUUUCUCCCCAAUACGGCACAAUGUCCUCCGCAUCCCCUUACGGCUACAUGUCACCGCCGUCCACUUCCGCCGCCGGCUUCCUCUCCGCCGCUAGAGAGAAAACCCAGUCUGUAAUGGCCGGCUGUCGACCGUGGGGAGAGCUCCUUGAUCUCUCCACCCUCAGCCUCCCCUUCAGCCUCGGCGAAGCAACGGCCCGGAUCAAGCGAAGCCUUGCCUAUUUCCGUGUAAAUUACACGCUCAUCGUCUUGCUCGUGCUAUUCGUCAGCCUGCUGUGGCAUCCCAUCUCCAUGAUCGUUUUCUUGGUUGUAUUCGUUGCCUGGCUCUUCCUCUACUUCCUUCGAGAUGACCCCGUUUUGAUCUUCAACCGAAUUGUGGACGACCGCGUUGUUCUUGUGGGGCUUGGCGUGGUUACAAUCGUUGCAUUGGUUCUCACUCAUGUGUGGCUGAAUGUUUUUGUUUCGCUUGUAAUUGGCUCCUUCUUGGUUUGUUUACAUGGGGCUUUUAGGGCUUCUGAUAAUCUGGAUGAUCAAGAGUCCCCUUACGGAGCAUUGCUUACGGUGGUCGAUAGUCCCAGGGGAUCGUAUAGUCUUGUUUGAAUGUUCAUUUACGGAUAAUUUUGACGAUUUGGACGCCAAUUGUUUGAUGAUUGUAGUGUAGCUUGAUGAUAUUGUCUCGAUCUGAUAUAAUUUACCUUUAUUUGAUAUAUUUGCUUUCUGGUUG